AUGCCGCACAAUCCGAUUCAAAAGUCCAAGCUGGAAAAUAAGCCAGCUCCAAAUAAUAGGACUAACAAACGAUCAUGGCUACAAUCCAAACUCCGCUUCAAACUACCUAAGCAUAAUCAGAAAGAGCCCCCCGAGCCCCAGAGAAAGUCUAUUGAAGCUUCGCGACAUGAAGUUGCUGCUUCUCGCUCAAAUCUCAGCGCCGAAUCAAGAAAGACGUCAUCCCAGAAUCCUAGGUCACCAGAGAAAGAACCUGACCUGGUUGCGUAUAUGGCAAGAGGAGGAUACCUUGAUUCUCCCCAAGUGGAGCCAAUCAGAAGUAGAGAGCCUUUUGCUAUUGAGCUACCACAAAAAUUUCGCCAAUCGUACUCACAGACACAAGAUCCCCAAGAUCAACCAUCACCACCAUCAGCCUUGACGUUUUCAAAGGAGCAAGCAAAUUACUAUGAUAAUCUAUCUCCAGAAAUGUGUAAGACUUACGGAUACCCACUUCCUGCAAAGUCAUCUGAAUUUAAGAUACCAAGAAAGCCAUUAGAAAAAUAUGAAUAUCGUCUAGAUGAGAAUAUAGAAGUAGGAAUUGGGAAGAAAAUCAAUUUUAUCCGACCACAGAUAAAAGAUAUCCCACCGCAAGCAAACUACCCUAAGCCGCCUUUGGGAGCAAAAACAUGUUCGUCGCGAAGCAGGAUUUGUCCACGAUCGCCCCGAAUUCCAUCAACAAUGAAUAGCGAAGAGCUAAAGAGAGAAUUCUCUGAUUUUGAGAACUUCCGGCCAAGGAAAGAAUAUCAGAAGUUACAACAAACUGUAAAGGAAACCAAGCAUGCUCAACCACAAACAGUAACAGCAGGCGACCUGCAAAGACAUAAGUCCAUCGCAGGCGUAAUUCAUCAAGAAUCAUCACGAAGAUCCUCAAUGCAAUUUUCGGAACCUUCUCAUUCAGGACCUGGAUCCAGCAGGAUACAUUCGCCAGCUGAACAACUCCUAGCACAACAAGAACUGGACCUCGGAGUAUUAGCGAAUGAAUAUGACAGGCUAGAUGCUUAUGAUCGUCAAAUUGAAGAGCACCAACGGGAAUCAGCAAGAUCUCGUAAGUCGAGGGUAGCAACCACUCCUCAGCCGCCUAGAAGAACUCGCCAGGUUGAAUCAAGACCUUUACCGCCAAUACCGCCGCCACAUCAAUCGCCAGCAAUAUCUGUUCAUUCAUCAGCAAGAUCUCACAGACCUCCAAUACCAACUAUUCCCAAACCUUCAGAAAACAUUAGUGAGUCAGAAACAAAAUUUCUAAAACGAAUACCAAUAACAAAUUCAUCGCAUCAACCAGCAGCAAUACCUAUUCAUUAUUCAGCAAGAUCUCAUAGAACUCGAGCACCAAAUAUUCGCAGAACAUCAGAAAAUAUUCACCGGUUAGAAACAGAAUUUCCACAACGGAUUCCAAUAUCACACCCACCACCACCAAUACCACAUCAACCACCAGCAACCCCUAGACAUUCAUCAUCAAGAUCUCGCAGGCCCCCAACACCACUCAUUCCCAAACCACCAGAAAAAACUAUCCAUUUUGAAGCAAGACCUUUACGACCCGUCCCAAAUACCCUCAAGAAACAAAGAGAGCGUCCUCAGAAACCAUCGCAGCCACGUUCAGAUAGAGCCAAGCCGCAUCCGUCGGGACAAUCUUCUGGAAAGGAAAAGGAGAAGAAACGUCGUUAG
Molecule: messenger RNA, 1698 nt
Organism: Botrytis porri
Lineage: Eukaryota; Fungi; Ascomycota; Leotiomycetes; Helotiales; Sclerotiniaceae
Exons: 2
Coding region: 1-1698 (565 amino acids)
Source: RefSeq, a predicted model, not a curated record